ACACCUUGAGGAGGAUCUCUACGUACUUUCCAGAACGUCUCUAGGUGUCGAGUAUGGGGAACGAGCACUCUAAGAAGAAGGAGCCGAGUAAGGAGCAAACUCAUCCUCAUAGUGAAAACGGAGGAGUCCACGGCCUGGCGGUGAACAUCACGUCCAGUGGAGUGGACAUUGAUGUUAACAGUGAGACUCCAACCCAACCAAACGGCAAACCUGCGGCAAUAGAUCCUGCCGUGGAAUCCCCGCAGGAGCCUGAAUUUGCGGUGAUCGCAUCGGCCGAAGAACCUGUCGAAGUUGCUCCUGAACGACCGAGGGAAGAGGAUGAGCAACCCCAGGACAAAAAAGUGCAUCUUUUCGAUAAACUAUUCAAAAAGAAAGCAGACCUGGAAGCAAAGUUUGACGCCGAUAUUGUUCAUGAAGAAGAAAAAACAAAGAACGAUGAGACUGAUCUAAGUCUUCCUGACGCCAAUACACAGCUGGACCCAGCUAACCUCAAGCCAGAGACGCUGACGGGACCGCAGGCUCCAGAAGUGGCCACGGAGCAACCUGACGACGCCAACGUCCCAGCAGCGCCAAUCGAGGAGACUAACCCAGAAGAGAGUCCGGUCAUGAACUUCUUCAAAAAUUUAAAUUUAACGGUGACUGUGCCUUCCCUUGUCCGGCAGAUGACUCCCACUAAAACGUCCAAAAAGGAAAGCGAUGGCGUCCCAAAGGAACAGAAGGACCCCCAGCCAGGACCAGGCACCACCGUGGCCCAGGUGUCCGACCCGCCGCCGGCCCCCAAGGGGAUGUCGGUCCCCCCGCCUCCUCCCCCCCCAGAGCCUCCCAAACUGGAAGUGAAAGUGGAGCUGAGUGGCAAACCUGUGAAAGCCAGCGCCUCCAGAGAAAAGCCCAAAGAUGUCCUGAGCAAGUUCUUUCGUACCAAGACUAACAAGGAGACACCAGGGCAAGAAGUGGAAGUAGACACAGUUGUAGAAGUACAGGUAAAUGAAGCAGCAGUGGAGGCCACACAAGAACUUGUAGAGGUGGAGCCUGACGUUCAGCAGACAGCAGAAGAGGCGAUACAGGCGCUUGUAGAGGAGAAGACGGCGAUGGAGCCGCCACAGGCCGAGGUAGAAGCUGAGAAGGCGGAUCCGUCCAAAGCUGGCACCCUGGAGGCCACCGCCAAGCCGGAAGCAGCAGCUCCGGUUCACCAGGACAAGAAAAGUGCAGCAAAGUCUUCCUUCUUCUCUUUCUUCAAGGCCAAAACACUCUACUGCUUCCAGUCAGGUGACCCCAAAAAGGCAAGCCCCGCCCCCGCUGCAGCAGCCCCGCCCACAGUAAAGAGCAAAGAGGAGCCCAGGGCCGCCGCCAAGUCGCCGGAAGUGACCGUGGACGACAAGGCGGCCUCUGCGACCUCCAAAGCUGGAGACGGUGCCGCCAACUCGGCCCGCAAGACGGAGAAGAGGAACUCCAUCCAUCUGUUUUUGAAACAUCUGGGUCAGAAACGUCACUCGACGGACGCCGGGGUCCAGACCGAGCCGGUGGUCGUGGCCGAGAAGUCCAAAUGAGAGCGGAAGCCGGCGUGAAGUCCUCCUGUACAGCCUCGCCUCUAUCGCUCUUCUUCUCUCAGAAACCAUGGUAACAAUAAUAACAGUUUUGUGUACGUCGGAGUGGAAAAAGGAAAGUGGAAAAUGGAAAAUGCAAGUCUGUGAUUUUUACUGGUGGGUGACAAUGUGGAGGACUUGGUGCGGAAGGAGGAGUAGGAGAACUUUUGAUGUUUGCACUAACAAAACGCUCAGCUUGACUUGUUGCGCUUAAAAAGAAAGGAUGGCACUUCACCUUUUUAGACUUUGAAAGCUAAAUCACAAAUCUGCUCUGUCGGGAAGCUUCAAUAACAAAUCCACGCGGGAAUAAAAAUGUAUUUAACGUCAUGUCGCCUCUUUUGCGUGUCGUCCUGUGGCGUCUUUUCACGCAACGAAUAACAAACCUUGUCCACUCGUCGCCUGUAUGUGUUUCUAUGUAACUGUCCUGAAGACAAUAAACUUGUUCCUGGCUCUU
This is a messenger RNA of Entelurus aequoreus (snake pipefish), 2037 nucleotides long. RefSeq lists its product as uncharacterized. The transcript is spliced from 14 exons. The record is from RefSeq and is a predicted model, not a curated record. Gene Ontology annotation, biological process: myelination. Lineage: Eukaryota; Metazoa; Chordata; Actinopteri; Syngnathiformes; Syngnathidae. Bases 54 to 1547 code for a protein of 497 amino acids.